This is a messenger RNA of Uranotaenia lowii, 4070 nucleotides long. It is a transcript of the gene Cdc27, whose product is annotated as cell division cycle protein 27 homolog. The record is from RefSeq and is a predicted model, not a curated record. Gene Ontology annotation, biological process: cell division. The transcript is spliced from 7 exons. Gene Ontology annotation, molecular function: protein binding. The coding region runs from base 558 to 3431 and encodes 957 amino acids. Lineage: Eukaryota; Metazoa; Arthropoda; Insecta; Diptera; Culicidae.
UAUUACAAGUAUUUUUUGACUAUUAUAAACUAUCUCCAAAAGUAUACUGAAGUUGUGAUUAUUGAGGUAUAGUUUGCAAAUGCAUCUAGAAAGGCUGAUAAACAAAUCAGAACUUGUGAUGUUUGAAUAGUCUGUGCAAACAAGUUAUCUAGCUGUGUCAGCAACCUGCUGAGCUGCUGAUAACGGGCCUAGCUGCAGAUUCAGGUUCUUGAAGAUAACUUUCAUGAUGACUGUAUCUUUCUUUCCGAAAGAAACAUGCUGAUGAAAGAGAAAGGCAAAAACCUCAACUUCAUCUGGUUGGUGGUGUCGCAACAUCACAGAAAUAAAGAGAAGAUAAAAACCUUACAAACGUUUGCAGUAAAAUACAAGUUGUUAAGUAAUGGUUGAAACGUUACUCUGUGCUUACACUUUUGAAUCGGAAAUUGUGGAUAUCCAAAUUUGUUAAAGGACGGUGAAGCAGGAACAGCAAUUGAUCGUUGUUCGAAAGGGCUGAGUGGAGUUUUAAAAACAAACAGUGCGAAACCAAGAAGAAAACAGCCCCAGCUACUGGAGCAGCAAUGAUUGUUCAGGAGCCAGUUCAGGCCGCAAUCUGGCAUUGCCUGAAUCAUUACGAUUAUCAAGAUGCGAUCUUCCUAGCAGAACGAUUAUGUGCCGAAGUGGAAUCCGAGGAAAGUCUGUUCCUUCUGGCAACCUGCUAUUACCGGUCCGGCCAGAAACACCAGGCCCACUGGUUACUGUCGAAUAAGAGCGUUCGCUCGACGCAAUGUCGAUUUCUCCUCUCCAAGUGUGCCUUCGACCUGAAACAAUAUUCAGAAGCUGAACACACUCUCAUCAACGAUGAUCACUUGCGGGUACGGCAUCUGGACGAAGUGACCAAAGAGUUCGGCGAUAUCGGAUGCUUCGCGCUGGAGUUGCUGUCGAGGAUCUGUCAAAAGACUGAACGUGCGGCACUGGCCAACGAUGCCAGCCGGAGGGCGGUGAAGUUGAACCCAUUCAUGUGGCAAUCGUUUGCCGAGCUGUGCCAGCGUGGAGAGAAACCGGAUCCGGCGGAAGUGUUUCAGCUUUCGAGCACCGAUAUAUUUGCCACUAGUCAGCCAACGGCCUUAAACUCGUCGGUGGUUUGGUUCGGAAAUGGAUGUGGCGGAGGUGGGGGAGGAGGAGUAGGAGGUGGAGGUGGUGGUAGUUUCAUUAUUAACCCGGACGUCGGAAUCGAGCUUCAACAGCAGCAGCAACAACAGUUAUUCAGCGGUAGUCAUUUAUCUACUCCACUAGAUCAGGUUUCUCAAUGUCUCAUACAGAAUAUAAUCAAUACACCAAAUAAUGCUCCACAACAGCAACCUCAGCUCCAACAGAGUCAGAAUAUAUCUAGUAUAACAAAUGUAGAACAAACUCCAGGCAGUGGUGCAGGGGCGGAAGUGGGUACCCCUUUCCGGAAGCAACAGUUUAAGUAUCUAGCCGCCAUGAGUCCUACCACUCCUAGUUUCGGUGUUUUACCUAUAAUGCAUAGUCCAGUUUUAAGCAGUGACCAAUCGAAUUUGAUAAUGACACCUUCGCCACAGCAGUUUUCGACUUUGGCCACCGGAUGUCACCAGCCGCAACAACCUCCUGGUUCGCAAAUCCAACAACAGCUGAAUACGAUACAGCAACAGCAAAUCAUAGCCGAAAGUGAGCAGCAGAAAAUGGCUCUCCUGUGCAGUAACAAAAAGAUGCGUGGUCACCACAAUUUAGGAACAAUGGGCAACAUAAUUAACAGGAAAAGCGACACCACGGCAACAACGAUGCUGCUGCAGCAACAAAGUACAAACACCAAACCGAUUGUGUUUAGUCAGACAGGCAACCAGUUGAUGACGCCGCGAACACCUAACACGACCGGCGGUGCCCUGCAGGCCCAAAAUGUACGGCGAAGUUCCAGGCUGUUUAGCAACAACAACUAUUCAGUCAAGGAGAACACCAAAAGUCCUCAACUGAAUAAUAAAUUCGUGGCACCUCGAUCUCCGCCGCGUAAAUCGAAGCAAAGAAUUUCCAAGAAUCUGAACAGUAGUACGGCCAGCUUGUUGGAAAAUGUCCACGAACGAAAGUCUUCAACCGGAAGCGAUGGAAAGGAGAAGAUCGAAACCAUCACUUCCAGUGAAACGUUGAGUGAAAAAGUGUUCAUCAACAACAGCAUCAACAGUGCCCAGAAAAUGGCACAGCACGUGCUGGCCAUGAAGAAACAGAGCGCCGAUGGUUUGAUGACACUGCUGCGGGAACUCGGCCAGGGCUAUCUUCGGUUACAGAGCUACGAGUGCGAAAAGGCCAUCGAACACUUCAGUAACGUUCCAUCGCAUCACUACAACAGCAGUUGGGUUCAAAGUAUGAUCGCCCUGUCGCACCACGAGAUGCGAGAGUAUGAAGCAGCCGUUAACAUUUUCCGAGAGAUUCACGAUCGGGAACCGCACCGUUUGCAGUACAUGGAAAUCUACAGUACCGAUCUGUGGCACCUGCAGAAAGACGUGGUGCUAUCGGCCCUAGCUCAAGAUUUGAUGGCCCAGGACAAAACGUCACCAAUCACGUGGUGUGUGGCGGGAAAUUGCUUUUCCGCCCACAAGGAACACGAAACAGCGAUCAAGUUCUUCUUCCGUGCAAUACAGGUUGAUGAAGACUUUACCUACAGCUACACCCUGCUAGGUCACGAGUUAGUCAUGACGGAGGAACUCGAGAAGGCCUUAACGAUGUAUCGUUACGCGAUACUGCGGGAUCCACGGCAUUACAACGCCUGGUUCGGUAUCGGAACUAUCUUCAGCAAGCAGGAGCGCUACGAGCUGGCCGAGCUGCACUAUCGCAAGGCAUUGGCUAUAAAUCCGAAGAAUUCCGUCAUUAUGGUUCACAUAGGCGCCAUGCAGUUCUUUAUGCGCAAAAUGACUCAAGCUUUGCGGACGCUGAACGCGGCGAUUGCCCUGGAUCCGAAGAACCCCCUGUGCAGGUUCCACCGGGGUUCGAUGUACUUCACCAUGGGCCGGUACCAGGACGCAUUGAAGGAACUGGAGGAGCUCAAGCAGAUUGUGCCAAAAGAAGCCGUGGUGUACUACGUGAUGGGUAAAAUCUACAAAAAGCUGGGCAAUGUCGACCUGGCAUUGAUGCAUCUCAGUUGGGCGACCGAUCUCGGAUCCAAGGGAGCCAACAAUCAGAUCAAAGACAAUUUUGAUUCCAUUAUGCGAACACAGGAUGGCGCGAGUGGGUCCGGUGCCGGAACUGGUUCCAAUAACGAAGGAACGGAGGGCGGAAGUGGCGGAGCAGGCGGCGAAGGUCAGGACAGCAGUGUUGAUCCCGACUUCUCGGUCGGUGGAGAGCAGGCCUCUAGCGAUGAUUCGACCAAUGCUGCCAACGGUGGCCGGAAUGAAUCGAUAGAUGUGCUUAGCGGUAAUUUGUAUGAUGAUAGCGAUAGUUACUAGAGAAAAUUUAAAUUAUCUUCGCAGAGGUAGUUUUACUAUUUGUUUAUAUUUUAUUUCUUUAGUCCAUUUUCAAAUCGAAAAAUAGCUCUGUGUAUUAUAUUUUACCGGAAGAAGAUGUCCUCGUCCCCCCGAGGCCAUUGCUUGUAGGAUCAUCAUUAUGCUUUCGCUGACCAUCUUUCGUUCCACUUUCCCCCAGCAAAAUCUGAUUCAUUCGUUCCCUAGGUUAUUGUAUAAAUUUAGUGAAAACACACCCGUGUUAUCAGCCUCCCCUUUCUAUUUGAUUGGCCCUCACUCGAUAGUUAUCUAAUUAUGACGUGUGUGUGAUGCAACCUUUGCAACUCCUUUUGAUCACUUCUUCCGCGGGAUUCUCUGACAUCGCAAACUUUGACUGUGUAGAUUAUUCGUAUAGUGUAGUAAUGAUAAUGAUAUAAAUAAUUAUAAUAACUGUAACAAUAAUGAUAAUCGUGCGCUUUUUGUAGCCCACCACCAGUAAAGGACAAACUGACGAAAAAAAAACAAAUAAAAAUUUGAGAUGGUGAAUCUGAUCAGAAGUCGACAAACACACAGAAAUACUGACUCAUGAACACGUUGGAAUGGAAAUCGGUAAUAAAUAAAACCAUUUGUUGAAUUUGAAAAAAA